CGCACAUGUGUCAUUUGUUCACUGUCAUUUGAGUUCUGUCAGUUUUUGAUUAAUCGCAGUUGAGUUCAUAACAAAAAAUUCUCAAAAAUAAAUUCAUGAAGUGAAUAAAAAUGUAAUAGUAUAAUAGAAGCUUGUCUUGAUGGAUGUUCAUUCUGUUAAGCAGAUGUGUCCGGUUCCAUGGCUAUUUUUGAAAAACAAUCCUCGAACAAGAUUUUAUUGGAUGACACAGAGGCAAUAAAAUGCACUAUUGAAAAUUGGGUAGCAGUAAAUGGGCAUACAGAAUUUACGAUAAAGGUAUACAGAGGCCCAUAUUCUAAUAAAACCUGGAAAGUAAAUAGAAGAUACAAUGACUUCUAUAAAUUGCACAAUGUUCUUCUUACAUCAGGGAUUCCCCUGGAACUGCCCCCUAAAAAACUUAUUGGUAACAUGGACCCUCACUUUAUCAGUGAAAGACAGCAAGGAUUACAGGUAAUAAGGAAUGUUUAUUGGAAUUAUUGGUUUGCUAAUUUUACAUUUUCUAAAAGGUCUUUCUGCAGUGAUAGAGAACCUAACCAAUUUUCAGAGGUCGCGCUUCAACAUGUCUCCCUUGCCCUUCGAGGAGAGCAAGGAUGGGAAGUUGUGGGGCCAGUUCCAGACAUUGGAUGGCGGCUUCGUAAGCACUACUUCCAGUUGCGAUGCAAGUCGAUGCCAAAAGAAGAGAUUCUGGGGGCAUGGACCGAUUUCGGUCCUGACAGGUACCUGGACGACAGGGAUAUGGGAGCGUCGCUUAAGAGUAUAGGACAGUUGCAACACCCGUACAUACAUUCCACAGACUUGACCCUUUGUACAGAUACAGGAGCUCUGGUGGCUAGAGUGUACAACAAAGAGGGCAGUUUAAGAGACUACCUAUGCACAGCUAAGCCAAAACAGUCAUUUUUAAAGAAGUAUGGCAAUCCAAAAGUUGGGCACAGAUGUCUAUCUGCCGAACAAGUCGCUUUGUAUGGCAGACAGAUUUUGGAGGCGCUGAAGUUUUUGCACGAUAAAGGAUUUCCAUAUGGUCAUCUUAGUACAGGAAAUAUCUUAAUUGAUAAUGAUCGGAUAAAACUGCUAGACAUAGAAAACGGUAUCCUGGGCGUACCUUCGUUCUAUAGGCCGUACUUUAUCCAACAUAAAAAGAUAAACACUAUGCAGGCUGUAGAUGUUUAUUGUUUUGGACAUGUGCUAUAUGAAAUGACGUUUGGUGUGCCAUUGCGGGAGAGUGUUGUCGAGGAUAUUCAGGAGUGCCCAAUAAGUAAGAAUCAAAAUGUAUUAGAAAGGAUACUGUCCCCGGAAGCAUGUCGAAACGGGCUUCCCACUGUCGCUGAGCUUCUUUCCGAUCCUCUGUUCGCUCUGACUGUCCUCAAAUUGUAUCCAGGCGAGAAGGCUCACUUUAAGCUAUCUACACAGCUGAAGGACCAUCUACGUACGGCGAUCGAGAAAAUGGAGGCGAGACUGCGCGAAGAACAACGGCUGGUCCGUGGUCAGAAGCGACUCGCUAGACUGCAGGAAAUGAUGAGCGUAGAAGAAGAGGAAAAAAGAAAACAUAAUAAGAAACAGGAACGCAGAGAGCAAAAACUACACAAUCAAAAGCAAAAAUCCUCAAUGGAGAAGGUGAAUAGCAUCAGUGGAGAUAGAUCUGACAGCGUGAAUAGCAGUACGACUCCUUCUGUGGGGACUUCUACUCCCCCAUCUGCUAGCGGUAAAUAUGGGUCGAACAUCCCAUCUCCACCCCCUCCUCCGCCGCCUAUGGACGGUAUCCCUCCACCACCCCCUCCCCCCAUGGGGGCAGCCCCCGAGGUGACUUCACCGCCCCCGACCGCUGAAACAGACGAAAAGCGAACUGCACUACUUAACGACAUCUGUGGAUUCAACAAAACACAUUUGCGGAAAAUCAAACCUGGAUGCGGAGUCAAAACCAAGUCACGAAAGACCAAAGUUUCCUAAGCAAAAUUUAUGUGUAUUUUUAACCUUUUUAUAUUGGAGAAUUCUGUUAAUGAUGCACUCAAAAUUAUCUAUGGCGUUAGUUACCCAAUAGUUCCUUAGGUAAUGUUAGUGAAGCAAAUAAGAUAAAACAUUCUGAAUAAUCUGAAAUAUUUUGGGUUUUACUUUUUCCAGAAGAAUGCUACAUACUACUACCACUUCUUUUUUCAGAUAAAAAUAACCCUACAUGCAUAUAACUAUGUCCACAAAAGUCAAGCUUGUAGAAUUGGAAAUUUAUGAACUAGUGAAAAUAAAUAUGUUUUGUUGAUUUGUAUGAACUCUAAUAGUCUAUCACUGUUCAGUAAAUGGAGGAAUAUUGUCAAAACCACAUUUCUUUGUUCAGAAUUCCAACACUGAUGCUUCUCUUAUGUGGAAAUUUAUUGUUUUUCUUAAAAAUUACAAAUUUGGUGCAUAACUACUUAAUUGAAACUUGGAUGUUACAAGUUUACUUAUCAGAACCAACCUUUGGUGAGUCCAUUUGAGAUCUUUUCAAAAACAUGUGUAUUAAUGUUCAGAAUCUCUUUCAAGUCACAUUGACAUAAAUAUAUGACAAGAUAUUCAUUAUCAGAAUUCUACCAUCAAAAUGCUUUAUAUGUUCUAUAUGUGUAUAUAUUAUGGUAAAGUAAAUGUGCCCAAAAUAUAUGAUAUAUAUAUUUUAUUAUUGUUUUUGAUGCUGACAGCUCAGUUUUAUGUAAUGUAUAACUAUGAAAUGUAUGUUGAAAAUAUAAAAUGAGGCAUA
Molecule: messenger RNA, 2737 nt
Organism: Acanthoscelides obtectus
Lineage: Eukaryota; Metazoa; Arthropoda; Insecta; Coleoptera; Chrysomelidae
Source: the annotation of a GenBank genome assembly